Messenger RNA from Neopsephotus bourkii (Bourke's parrot), 328 nucleotides. RefSeq names its product ribonuclease inhibitor-like. The transcript is spliced from 2 exons. NCBI's taxonomy places the organism in Eukaryota, Metazoa, Chordata, Aves, Psittaciformes, Psittacidae. The coding region runs from base 33 to 299 and encodes 88 amino acids. The record is from RefSeq and is a predicted model, not a curated record. Gene Ontology annotation, cellular component: cytoplasm.
GUCCCUCGGAUGCCGGAGCACAGCCCGGUCCCAUGGCUCAGCAGCAGCCCCAGGAGCUGAAUUCCCCCAUGGAUGUGCUCUGCCGGGCGCUGCGGCACCCUGGUAGUGACCUGCGGGUGCUCCGGCUGCAGUGGUGCCGGCUGCCCGAGAGCUGCUGCGUGGCAUUGGCAGCACUGCUGGCCCAGCACCGCAGCCUGGAGCGCCUGGAGCUGGGGGACACCGCGCUGGGGGACCGCGGCGUGCGCCUGCUGUGCCAGGGGCUGCGGCAGCCCAGCUGCUGCCUGCGUGCACUGCGGUGAGAGCCCCGGCACGCGGCGUGUCCCUGAGC